AGCUAAGCAAAGCACAUUGAUAACUGCCUUUUUUACUGCUAGACCUGUGUGCUGCACAGAGCUAAGGCCUUCAGUUUCCCCUUCCUUACCCAGGUUACUCACAAAAUGGAUUCCCAGCGGGAACUCGCAGAGGAACUGCGGCUUUACCAAUCCACCCUUCUUCAGGAUGGUCUAAAAGAUCUCCUGGAUGAGAAAAAAUUCAUCGAUUGCACCUUAAAAGCAGGUGACAAAAGUCUUCCUUGCCACCGACUGAUAUUGUCAGCUUGUAGCCCUUAUUUCCGUGAGUAUUUCUUAUCUGAAAUUGAUGAGGAGAAAAAAAAGGAGGUAGUACUAGAUAAUGUGGACCCUGCCAUAUUGGAUUUAAUCAUCAAAUACCUUUAUUCAGCCAGUAUUGAUCUCAAUGAUACAAAUGUGCAAGAUAUUUUUGCCUUGGCUAGCCGCUUUCAGAUCCCCUCAGUGUUCACUGUCUGCGUUUCCUAUCUUCAGAAAAGACUUGCUCCUGGUAACUGUCUAGCCAUCCUGAGAUUAGGCCUUCUUCUUGACUGCCCAAGACUUGCGAUAUCUGCUCGUGAAUUUGUGUCUGAUCGCUUUAUACAGAUUUGCAAGGAAGAGGACUUUAUGCAACUUUCUCCACAGGAACUGAUCUCAGUUAUUUCAAAUGACGGCUUAAAUGUUGAAAAAGAAGAAGCAGUGUUUGAAGCAGUAAUGAAAUGGGUCCGAACAGACAAAGAAAACCGGGUGAAAAAUCUUGGGGAAGUAUUUGAUUGUAUCCGUUUUCGCCUUAUGACAGAAAAAUAUUUCAAAGAUCAUGUUGAGAAGGAUGAUAUAAUUAAAAGCAAUCCUGAUCUUCAGAAAAAAAUCAAAAUUCUAAAAGAUGCUUUUGCAGGAAAACUUCCUGAGCCUAACAAAACUGCAGAGAAGACUAGUGCUGGGGAAGUGAAUGGUGAUGUGGGUGAUGAAGAUUUGCUUCCUGGAUAUCUGAAUGAUAUCCCCAGGCAUGGAAUGUUUGUGAAAGACCUCAUUCUUUUGAUUAACGACACAGCUGCAGUGGCUUAUGACCCCACAGAAAAUGAAUGUUACCUUGCUGCACUGGCUGAGCAGAUUCCCAGAAACCAUUCCAGCAUAGUCACCAAACAAAAUCAAGUGUAUGUUGUAGGAGGAUUGUAUGUAGAUGAAGAAAACAAGGAUCAGCCUCUACAGUCAUACUUCUUUCAGUUUGAUAAUGUAGCAUCUGAAUGGGUUGGACUUCCCCCUCUUCCAUCAGCCAGAUGUCUCUUUGGUCUGGGAGAAGCAGAUGACAAAAUCUAUGUAGUCGCUGGCAAAGAUCUUCAAACAGAGGCUUCAUUGGAUUCAGUUUUAUGCUUUGAUCCUGUGUCUAUAAAGUGGAAUGAAGUAAAAAAGCUUCCUAUCAAAGUCUACGGUCAUAAUGUGAUUUCACAUAAUGGAAUGAUAUAUUGUCUGGGAGGAAAGACAGAUGACAAAAAAUGUACAAAUAGGGUAUUUAUUUACAACUCCAAAAAAGGAGACUGGAAAGAUUUGGCCCCAAUGAAAACCCCUCGUUCCAUGUUUGGAGUGGCAAUCCAUAAAGGCAAAAUUGUGAUUGCAGGAGGUGUCACAGAAGAUGGCCUUUCCGCUUCUGUUGAAGCUUUUGAUCUCACCACCAAUAAGUGGGAAGUGAUGCCUGAAUUUCCCCAAGAGAGAAGUUCUAUCAGUUUAGUCAGUAUGGCUGGAUCUCUUUAUGCUAUCGGUGGAUUUGCUAUGGUUCAACUUGAAUCCCAGGAAUUUGCACCCACGGAAGUCAAUGAUAUAUGGAAGUAUGAAGAUGAUAAAAAAGAAUGGACUGGCAUGUUAAAGGAGAUUCGUUAUGCCUCAGGAGCUAGCUGCCUGGCAACACGCUUCAAUCUUUUCAAACUGUCUAAAUUAUAGAUAAGAAAAGUAACAAUAUAAUUGUGGGAGUUUUUGAUUAUGGAUUUUUAAUUUGUUGUGUUUUUAAAAGACUGUACAGAAAUUUAUAUAGAAAUCUACUGUUACUGUGUCACUGUCUGAAAUGUUGACAACUUUUGUAGAUAAAUGAAUCAAAGUAAAUAUAUUGUUAAUGUAAAAAUCAGUCAUCAUAAAGAUUUCUAAAAGGAGAUAAAAGAUAAAAUUGAAUUUAUACAAUCUUGUUGGUAAUCUGUCUGCUCCAAUUGUCUGUAAAGAGAUAGUAAGUUCAAAUUGUCUGUGAACAUAUAUCUAUCAUUUCCAUCAUCAGGCUAUUGCUAUGUUCAUUUUCAAUUACAAUUGAAGUUAGAGAAUGAAAUAUCUUAUUUUUUUUUUAAACAACAAACCAAACCCCUCUAUUUCUUCCAUAUCAAGUCAAAAAUUACUACCAAUUUUAAUACAUCAAAAUAAUGAAAUUUUAAUAUUGUUCUUGAUAAUAAUAAAGAUGAUAAUGUGAGAUUUCAGAAAUGAUAUUUAAGACUGUAGCAAAGGCUCUUUUCAUCACUUAAGGGAAAAAGUUGAAGUAAAAUAGUUAGAUUAAUAAGUUUUCUUUCUUUUCCCUACUUCUCUUUGCAAGCCUGUGCAGUCUUUUACCAAUUUCCAACUUCCUUUGGUUUACCAAUAUUAAUCAAUGAUUUUAUCUUUAAAAUUAAAAAUCAGGAACUCUUAAUCCUGAAGCCAUAAGCUACUAUCUCAUGGUGGGGAGAGAGAGAGAGUAUCCAUAAGGAAACUGAUUUAUUUGUUAGCCUAAUGAAUGGUGUGUUCCUUGGUGGGUUUUUACGUACAUGGAUACUUGGAAAUAAUAAGGUGGCAAGCAGUACAAAAAAAUCAUUCUUUGAUCUCUUCACAUAAAUUGUGAAAGUUCUGGGGGGAAAUUGUGUUCAUGUUACUUAGGCUUCAGGUAUAAAGUAUGAACAUUCCUCAUCACAACCACACACACACAUCUUCAACACCUUUACUACUGUUGCUUGUUCAAUUACUCAGUCUUAUUUUGCUCUCAUAAAGAACUUGACUUCGCUGCAUGAGCCAUUUGACCAGAAACCUUAGGACUAUUUUUAGAAUUAGACUGCUUCCUUUCUGAAAUACUAUUGAUUUUACUUCUGACUUUAGGCUAAUUCAGUAAUAUCCCCACUGAGGUAGAACAUUGAUGCCUUUUCUUUACAGGACACAGAAAUACCUGAUUUGAUACAUUAGAUCAGUAUCUAGCACUUGGCAAUGAUCACAUGUCAGAAAAACAAUCUAAUGUCAGUUUAGGAAUAAAUGUGAUGGAUUAAAUUAACUGUUACUAUCUGAUAAAAACACAUAUGUAAUUUUAAAAGACUUUUUUUUUGUACGGGCUGCAUCAGAAUCAGAGCAAAAAUUAUUUUAAAUGGCAUUAAAAUGGCAUAGUGACA
Molecule: messenger RNA, 3374 nt
Organism: Antechinus flavipes (yellow-footed antechinus)
Lineage: Eukaryota; Metazoa; Chordata; Mammalia; Dasyuromorphia; Dasyuridae
Gene: KLHL41
Product: kelch like family member 41
Exons: 6
Coding region: 106-1926 (606 amino acids)
Molecular function (GO): protein binding
Source: RefSeq, a predicted model, not a curated record